GAGGGGUGGGAGCUAGGAGAUUGGGGCCCUUUUUGUUGGUGUUUGUGUCGGCUGCACCUGGUGUUACGACGGUUUGGUCUUGUGGAUGGCGCCGGUUGUUGCUGUUGCCCGUUUUGCUCUGUUGUUUUUGUCGAGUGCUUGACCAUGAUGCGUACACCCGAGAGGCGUGCUGCGUCGAUCGUAGUUGUUCUCGCUUUGCAUGUCUUUGGAACUGAAUGGGGGUCGAAUAAAACAAAGCUUUGAACCGAACACCCAAAGAAGCUUGCACUGCUGUGCUUGCAAACUCUGUCCUCCCUUGUGUUUUUGAUUGGUGUAACCUGGCGAUGGUGGUGCUUCACGUUUAGCACAUCUCCUGCAGAUGCGCCAGCACGUGCGGAGGGUUUGACUGAGAACAGAGUGUCUUGGAUGUUUUGUGCAUGGGCUGUGCCCUGGCAUUCAUGAAAUUGAUGUUUAUGAAACAGCUUACUCGUAUCACGAACGGAUUGCCGCCUUACCCCUCCCUUAUGAAGUCCUGCGUUGUAGCCGCUGCCUGCGUGGCCGGAGCCCAAGCCUUCGUGGCACCCAGCGCGUUCAACGGCGCCGCCGUCGCCACCCCGGCGAAGUCGUCCUCGGCCAUGAAGAUGUCGUUCGAGUCGGAGAUCGGCGCGCAGCCCCCCCUCGGAUUCUGGGACCCGCUCGGCCUCCUCGAGGACGCGGACCAGGAGCGGUUCGAGCGCCUCCGGUACGUGGAGGUGAAGCACGGGCGCAUUGCUAUGCUCGCCAUCGCCGGUCACCUGACCCAGCAGAACACCCGCCUCCCCGGUAUGCUCUCGAACUCGGCGAACCUGUCGUUCGCGGACAUGCCGAACGGCGUGGCCGCUCUGUCGAAGAUCCCCCCGGCGGGCCUCGCCCAGAUCUUCGCGUUCAUCGGCUUCCUUGAGCUGGCUGUGAUGAAGAACGUGGAGGGCUCGUUCCCCGGAGACUUCACCCUGGGCGGCAACCCGUUCGGGUCCUCGUGGGACGCGAUGUCGGAGGAGACCCAGGCGUCGAAGCGCGCGAUCGAGCUGAACAACGGGCGCGCGGCACAGAUGGGCAUCCUGGCUCUGAUGGUGCACGAGGAGCUGAACAACAAGCCGUACGUGAUCAACGACCUCCUCGGCGCGGGGUACACCUUCAACUAGAUUUCUAGACCGUGCGUUCUUCCGACCUUUUGCACCGGGUAUGUUGCUGGGGGGCGCUCUGUGAAUAGCGGUGUUGUGUUGUAACAUUAUUUUUGUGGUUUUGUUAGAUGCUGCGAUGGGGGGCAGGGACGCCUCUCCCUCCCUAGAUGGUAGCCGAAUGAUGCUAUGAUGGCGGCCGCGUUCAAUGGUCAUUUGGGCUCGUAGAAACGGUGUCAUGUCGACUGAUGUAGAACAUACCGACCGUGUACUCCGUAGAUGGUUCGUAUCGCACACCCUCGUGCGUGAGGCGUGCGGUUACUGUUCGGAGGGGAGGGGGCUAGGAGAUUGGGGGCCCUUUUUGUUGGUGUUUGUGUUGGCUGCGCCUGGUGUUACGACGCUUUGGCCUGGUGGGUGGUGCCGGUUGUUGCUGUUGCCCGUUUGCCAUGUUGGUUUCGUCGAGUCGUCGUGUCAGGCUUGACCAUGAUGCGUACACUCGAGAGACGUGCUGCAUCGAUCGUAGUUGUUCUCUGAACGGGGUAUGUCGAUGAAAACAAUAAUUUGAUUCCAAUACCCACACAAGCUUGCACUGAUGUGCUUGCGAACGCUGUCCUCCUUGUGUGUUCGUUUGGUGUAACCUGGCGAUGAUGGUGCUUGAAGUUUAGCACACCUCCUGCAGAUAUACUAGCACGUGAGGAGGAUUUGACAGACAACAGAUUGUCUUGGGUAUUUGGUCCAUGGGCUGUGCCCCGCCAUUCAUGAAAUGGCCUUUUUUGAAACAGCUUACUCGUAUCACGAAGGGAUGCCGCAUCUCCCCUCCUUUACUAUCUUGGAGGGCGAACACAAAGAUGGAGCUGGUUAACCUUCUGCCAUACUU
Messenger RNA from Ectocarpus siliculosus, 2013 nucleotides. The record is from the annotation of a GenBank genome assembly. NCBI's taxonomy places the organism in Eukaryota, Phaeophyceae, Ectocarpales, Ectocarpaceae.